AUUGUGAACUGCAAAACAGCUGGCGUUUUGAUUGCACUGCGGCUUUAAACAAAUUAUUAAAGUAAAUAAAAACAGCAUUUUACGCCCAAACACUUAGAUGGAUUUUUAUUACCUGUAACAAAGUCUACAAAUCGCAAUGGAUUGCUCUCCUAGCUGUUUACUCUGCAUGUGCGAGUAUACGGCCAUGAUGGGGGACUAUAUAGAUGUACACUCCGCGCGCGGCGACCAAUUGGAGGUGACUACGAUCGUCAACCAACACUUCCCCGUCCAGAUCUCCAAGGAAAGCGACGAAAGGAUAUGCGGCCGCUGCUGGAAAACCGUCUCCGACUUCCACACUUUACACGAGUUCGUCAGUGCAGCGCAGAGCUCUUUGCAGGAAACAAAAGUGGCGCUCAUGGAGGAUGAUCCCCUAACACAGGAAACUACGUCCUUUCCGGAGAUUCUAAAACUAGCAACUCAGGAGGAGGAAGGGGUACCGGAACCACCGGAAAUUGGCGGUCGGAACUUCUUUUACCCAGAGAUUAAGAUUGAGGAACAUGAACUGGAUACUCUUCCCCGCAUUGAGAUCCUGGAGACUUCGGCCAACACCCAGGAAAACCAGGACCAACUUGAGGGCGCAGCCAGACGCCUUAGGAAGCGUUUGAAGGCAGAGGAUGGAUCCAGUGUAGACAAGGAUAAGGACGAGGAUGGAUUAGAAGAGACUGCAGAACCUGCGCCGCCUAAAAAGCGACGUGGUCGCCCAAGGAAAUCAGAUGCUGCCGUUGCCCCGCCCCAAAAACCUAAAGAAGACAUUCAACUUGACCUUAAGGCAGAAGAGCUUGACGAGUUCGGAGAUGAGGAGACGGACCCUGACUUCUCAUGCCUGGUGCCUAGCGAUAACUCCUCCGAGGACGAUGGAGGCAGCGAUGGCUUCGACUCAGACUCAGACUUUGAACUAGACAAUGGAAAGCAAGAGUUUGCCGUGCUGCCGAAAAGAACAGUAGUACGCCCCAAGAAAUACAAGAAGCGGACGAAACCGGCGGAGCCGAAAGUCCGCAUGUCCCGCGAGCUGCUGGAGCAGCGCAAAAAGCAGCAGGAAGAAUACGACGUCAUCAUCGCUAAGUUCUUUACCAGCGUACUGCCGUGUGCCAUCUGCAAUCUGCUGGUGCACAACUUCACCGAGAUGCAGCGUCAUCACCGACUGACCCAUCAAGUGGAUCCCGGCUACAUGAUGUGCUGCGGCCGCAAGUUCACGCAGCGCAAAGUUCUGGCCGAGCAUGUACUCGUCCACUGGAAUCCUGAUCACUUUAAGUGCAGCGUCUGUGAGAAGUCAUUCCAAAAUUCUCGUCACCUGGAGUCGCACCAGCAGGUGCACAUGGAUCCCGCCGUCAAACUUACCUUUAGCUGCGACCUCUGCUCGAAGACCUUCCUCAGCAAGACGGCCAUAGACUACCACAAGCUUAACAAGCAUGUGCCCAAGUCCGAGUUCAAGUUCACCUGUUCCGAGUGCAACAAAAAAUUCCUCACCGAGCGCAAGCUGAAAAACCACAUGAGCUCUAUGCACGACCCAGAGAGUACUAUAAUCUGCGACAAGUGCGGCAAGCAGAUGCGCACCAAGAUCAUCCUGAAGAAGCAUCAGGAGCUGAUGCACUCGGAUAAGCCACGUCCGGAACCGGAGCUGCAACAGUGCCAGAUAUGCGGCGCUUGGCUAAAGGGCAUGACCGGCCUGAAGCAGCACAUGAAGAGCAUACACGUAGAGAGUGCCGGCGAGCAUCGCUGCCACAUAUGCGCCAAGGUGUCCCCAAAUGCAAGGGCUCUCCGGCGUCACAUCUACCACAAUCACGAGUGCGAGCGCAAGUUCAAGUGCACCAUGUGCGAAAAGGCUUUCAAGCGGCCGCAGGAACUCAAGGAACACACAUCCACUCAUACGGGUGAAGUACUCUACACCUGUCCCAACUGCCCGAUGACAUUCUUCUGCUCCGCCAACAUGUACAAGCAUCGCCAGCGAUUGCAUCGCGCCCAAUACGAGGCGGACAAAAACCAGCCCAAGCCACCCAACAUCCUGAAAAUUUCGCGCAACGCCUCGACGCAAAACAAGCCGAAACAGGAGAUCUAGCACCGAAAGAGAAUUGCUUAAAAUAUUCGAACGCCUUUCUUCACUUUCACAGAAUUAGCUCGAGUUGAAUUCAAAUUGUCCAAUAUUAUAAAUUAUGACACAUUCGCACAACAGUUUUUAAUUAUUUGUCUAUAAAACGUAGAGUUAAACGUAUUGUAUAAACCAUCUCUUUCGAAUGAAAUCUGUGAAAGUUGAUAUUCAAAGGGCGUUUUGUACCUUAGUCCUAAGCUGAAAGUAUUUAAAUAAUAAAUGCGAACUGGACUCGUCUCCGAUCCAAAUAAUUGAUAACAAAACAAAGUUGGGAAUGUCUUUCUUUCUUUAUAAUUAUUUACAAGGAUGGCUUAAUUGCACCUUAUAUAACGCAAUGACAUUUACAUGGUUUCAUUCGUUUCAUUUUUACACAUAAUAUGCAUAACUUUAAAAUAUUUAUAUAUAGAUACUGUAUCUCUCUCACGUUUCGCCUACAACUCGGUACACAAUUCUCGAUUUAGCAAUAGGAAUUAUUGAAAAACUUUACAUACGCAUAGAAUAUUAUUGUUCAUAUCUCAUGUGGUAGACCCUCAAUCGCUGCUGAUGGUUUUUGUUUUUUUUUUUUUUUUGGGUUUUAUGGGGUUAACUAACGCACACGCCGGGUUAACCAAACAGGCUCGAGCGGAUCUUCUCAGCGAUUAAUGUAUGCAAACAGCGCGCAGAUUUUUUUGCUUAUAGAUUUUCGAUCGAUAUCUCUAGGCAACAUUUAUAUAAAUACAAUACUUCCGUUGGUUAUUAGUUUGUCUUUAGUCGAAACGUACCAUAGCAUCGGAAAUUUGUUAGCACAAUUAGCUCCGUGGGCACGUUCGGUUUGCGAUUUGCGACACCAUUUUUGGGCUUAAAUUUAUUUUGGGCAUGUUGUUUGUAUGUUGGCUGUUAGUCACGGAUACAGAUACCAAGUGGUGGAGCACAAGCACGAAACGAGACGAAAAUGUUGUAAAACAAAAUGUAACUCAAAUGUUUAUUGUAUAGCUACCAAAAAA
Messenger RNA from Drosophila sechellia, 3108 nucleotides. Its product is annotated as transcription factor grauzone. Bases 137 to 2095 code for a protein of 652 amino acids. The record is from RefSeq and is a predicted model, not a curated record. Lineage: Eukaryota; Metazoa; Arthropoda; Insecta; Diptera; Drosophilidae. Gene Ontology annotation, cellular component: nucleus; nucleoplasm. Gene Ontology annotation, molecular function: RNA polymerase II cis-regulatory region sequence-specific DNA binding; zinc ion binding; DNA-binding transcription repressor activity, RNA polymerase II-specific. Gene Ontology annotation, biological process: regulation of transcription by RNA polymerase II. The transcript is spliced from 4 exons.